GUGACGACACGGGUCAUGUUUCGGAAGCGGAACGGCGUCAGAUUCAAACGGAUCCCGGAGAGCUCAGGUCAGCGGGUCGGGGAUCUGAUCCUAAUGUUAUAACCGAUGAAGCAGACGUUUUCCAGACACUGAGGAACAUCAUGUCUGAGAGCCGGCAGACGCGGCGAGGUGAUGGUGGUGCGGGAGACAGGGUGAGACGCAGGGAUGGAGGGCGGAGCAAAGUGUCUCUGCGCACGUCUCACCCCCGCACCACGGACCAGCCCGCGCAGGGGGGACUGCAGGACAUCAGCGGGCCGAGAGAGGUGAUUGGUCAGCUGCAGGCUGAAGGGCGGGGCUUUGACAAGGAGGAGGAGCUGAGAUGGAGGAUCAACCAGCUGGAGAAGGACAAGCUGGAGCUCGAAUCAAAGCUAAACAAGGAGGUGUCGGGUUACGAGGCUCAGCUCACUCGCUGUCGCGCUCUGCUGGAGAAGGGAGAGGCUCAGAGACAGACGCUCGAGUACGAGCUCGCUGUGGUGAAAAGAGACGCAGCCGCUGAGAAAACUCGCUCUGAGGAGAGGACGUCUGAUCUGAUCACACAAAACCAGCAGCUGGAGGGCCUCAGUGCAGAGCUGCGUCAGAGGGCCUCUGAUCUACAGAGAGCUUUAAAGAUCACUCAGCAAGCCCGAUAUGAUGAUGAGCAGAGCCUCCAGGCAGAGCUGCGUGAGAGGGACCAUCUGAUUGACAGCAUUAGUACAGAGAGAGAGCUGCUGCAGGAGGAGAACACGCGCCUGGAAACACUGCUGCAGGGUCAGAAAGACACACUGCAGGAGCUGAAGGACAGGAUGGACAGUGUACAGAGAGACAGAGAGCGAGACACUGAACAGCUCAGAGUGAGGAUGACUGAGCUGAGGAAGAGUGUGGAGCGUGAGGAGAGGAUGAAGAAGGAUUUGGAGACAUCCCUAGAGAAAAUAAAGUCUCUGCAGGAGAGUGUGGAGUCAGAGAGAGCUGCUCACCUGGAGGUCAAGGUCAGCGCUGAGGUCGUUCAGCUGCGUCUCAGGGAUGUGGAAGCGUCCCUAUCAGAGGAGAAGAGGCAUCGGGCCGAGACUGCGUCCCGUCUGGAGCUCCUCACACACAAGUGUGGAGAACUGGAGCGAGCACACGGGCGAGAGAGAGACAGAGCUGACCACACACAACACACUCUGAAACGAGUGGAGCAGGAGUACCGCAACACAACAGCCGAGCUGAUUGGUCAGCUGGAGCAGGAGAAGGCGGAGUCGGCUAAGCUGAUUGGUCAGCUGGAGCAGGAGAAGGCGGAGUCAGUCAAGCUGAUUGGUCGGUUGGAGCAGGAGAAGGCGGAGUCAGUCAAGCUGAUUGGUCGGUUGGAGCAGGAGAAGGCGGAGUCAGUCAAGCUGAUUGGUCGGUUGGAGCAGGAGAAGGCGGAGUCAGUCAAGCUGAUUGGUCGGUUGGAGCAGGAGAAGGCGGAGUCAGUCAAGCUGAUUGGUCGGUUGGAGCAGGAGAAGGCGGAGUCAGUCAAGCUGAUUGGUCGGUUGGAGCAAGAGAAGGCGGAGUCAGUCAAGCUGAUUGGUCGGUUGGAGCAGGAGAAGGCGGAGUCAGUCAAGCUGUUGGUCAGACUGCAGGAACAAGAGAGAGUACACACAGAGAGAGGGCAAGAACUCAACCUGGUUCAGAAGAGGAUGCUGCUGGUGGAGCGAGCAUAUGAAAGUCUUCUCUGUGAAAUGGAGCAGCUGGUACACCACCACCAGGGGGCGCCACCCAUCACAGCCGGAGAUAAACAGAAGCCUUCCGCUCUGAUGGAUAUCUUGAGAAGAGUGUUACAGCGCUAUCACACUGAGCUGAAGGACUUGGUGAAGGUGGUUGAUGCACUAAACAAAGAGAAUAAAGACAAAGACGAGAUCAUCACUGACCAGAGGACACGCAUACAGGAGUGUGAGGCUCGGUGUGUGUGUGUAACUGAGGAGGCGGAGCGUCUGCGUGUGUGUGUUGCAGACGCCGCAGAUGCAGCAGAGCGAGCGCAGACGGAGCUGCAGGGCAUCACACACCGCUGGGAGGAGGAGAGAGAGCAACACACACGCGCCAAAACACACAUACACACACUCACACUGGAGCACGAGAGGGAGCAGCGGGAGAAGCUGUCCCUCCUGCACUCUCUGUAUCAGCGUCUCCUCACUGGCUGUGUUUUAGCCCCGCCUCAGAGCAUGAUGGGAAGUUUUUCAUGGGCGGAGCUGAGUGUCAUGCUACAGGAGCAAGCAGACAUGUUGACCUCUGACCUCAGCUCGGCCAAUCAGAGGAUUGCAUGUUUGGAGAGUGUGUGUGAGGGGAAGGAGGCGGCACUAACAAGUGUGUGUGAGCAGCUGAAGCAGAGAGAGCAGAGCUGGAUCAAUCAGAGACAGGAGCUGGACACACACCACACACACCUGAUCACCGAACUACACACUAGAGCUCAGGAUCUGAGGACUCGUCUGGAUCACACCGAGGAGCGUCUCCGUGCGUCCGAGCGCUCUAACUCCUCCCUCCAACAGGAAGUGACACGUCUUCAGGAGCUGGUGCGUGUGUGUCGCCGUGACGACGUGUCCCUCCUGGCGGCGUGUGCCAUGCUGGCCGGGUGUGUGUGCGCAUUACACGACCGUGCGUGCGCGCUGGUGCGGCAGAAAACCAUACUGCAGCACCGGGUGUGUGACGCUGAAUCUCUCCACCAGGAAGUGAGCGCUCUACUGCACGCGCUCGGUGACCCCGGGGUCAAAGGUCAGGGCAGGGUCAGAGGGGGAGUGUGGAAGUUCAGAGUGUGUGUGAUUGCCGCGUUGGCCGCCGUGCGUCUCCGGACUCUGUGCAGGAACACACACACGCUGUUUAGAGCAGGCGCAGGUGUGUGUGUGAGAGAGCUGGAGCUGAGCGACACACACACCGAGGAAGAGGAGAACGAGAGAGUGAUGAAGACGCUCACGUCCUCACAGCUGUGUGUCAUCUUACACACCUGCAUGCAGGAGGUGCAGACAGAGCUGCAGAGACCCGAGCGCAGUGUGUGUGUGUUAGCGGCGGCUCGCUCCGGCUUCACUAAGCUGAUGAAGAAGCUGCUGCCUGAGUCAGAGUCGGGUUGCUAUGGUGACGUGGGGUCGUUGGCACGGCAACUGGGUCAGGGACUAAAUAACCUCCGCAAGACACACAACCUCCCACUGACACACGACAGCAACAAGGUCAUGCUUUCUGCCCUGCAGCAGCACUUCCUGGUGUUUACUCAGCGCUUACACUCCGCCGAGGUGGAGAGGAGAGACCUGCGGAUCGAACUGUCGCGCAUCAAACGCAGACACACACACACUCGCAACGAGACCAGGGACAGCACACACACGCGCUGUGUGCCGGUGCAGCAGUUCCACAGUGUGUGUGAGGAGUUGAGCGCGGCUCUGCACAGGGAGCAGCAGGUACAGACUCUCCUGCGCCAGCAGGCCACACAGCUACAGGAGCUUGGUGUUACCAUGGAGACACACACCACACAACAGCGGGAGAAAGACCACACACUCGCUCAGGCUGUACAGAGUCUGUCUGAUGCGAAGGCGGAGCUAAAGAGGAAAGAUCAGUCGCUGCGGUUGCUAGGGAAACGGCUAAGCCAAUCACAGCAAGAGACACAGGAGCUACAGCAGAGCAUCAGCAGAGCAGAGAACACACUGCACAUGGCAGCUAGGAGUAAAGAGAGUUUAUCAAGCUACAUCUUGUCGGUGGAGUGCAGACUGAGAGAGCUAAAGGAUCGACUUGUCCUCUCUCACUCCAUGAUCUCACCAGACGACUUCACCCUGCACUUACCCACAAUGCACCAGGACUCGCAUGGCAUGGAGCUGUGGGGGGGAGGGGCGGAGCUAAAGGCGUGUCAGGCUCUGGUACACAGUUUCACAGACGUGUACGCGUUAGCGUGCCGCAGGAUGGCGUGUCUAGAGAGAGAGAUCUCUGGAGAGGGAGCCGAGUUACACGACGCCGGCGUACGACAGAACCAGGACCGCGUGAUUGGAUGCACUGACUCACUGGCCCCUCCUCCUGAAGCAGAGGGGGAUUGUGGGACGGCAGCUCUCUCACACACCGGUGUCACAGUGAAAGACGUCCCCAGGGACACACACACACUCACACACUCCUCACCUGGUCCACUGAAGAAAAGCAAAAGUCUGAAAAAAUCCUCAAAAAUCUGCACACGUGUCAGAAAUGCCUCGAAGCCAACAACACAGAAGCUCUGAGCACCAAUCAUCCGUGUGUGUGUGUGUGUGUGUGUAAAGUCACAGGGUGCUGAUUAUUACUGCUGCAAAUAAACCAGAUUAAAUUAAA
Molecule: messenger RNA, 4305 nt
Organism: Clarias gariepinus (North African catfish)
Lineage: Eukaryota; Metazoa; Chordata; Actinopteri; Siluriformes; Clariidae
Product: coiled-coil domain-containing protein 171-like
Exons: 24
Coding region: 141-4217 (1358 amino acids)
Source: RefSeq, a predicted model, not a curated record